Messenger RNA from Galleria mellonella (greater wax moth), 6540 nucleotides. Its product is annotated as phospholipid phosphatase 5. The transcript has 6 exons. Gene Ontology annotation, biological process: phospholipid metabolic process. Bases 278 to 1054 code for a protein of 258 amino acids. Gene Ontology annotation, molecular function: phosphatidate phosphatase activity. The record is from RefSeq and is a predicted model, not a curated record. NCBI's taxonomy places the organism in Eukaryota, Metazoa, Arthropoda, Insecta, Lepidoptera, Pyralidae.
GUGGUCUCCCCUGGAAACCAUCAUGCUGAAUUCUAGGUGUAUUCAUCAUGGUGGGCUAACUGAACUGCCUUUUUAUCCUCACCUAUCAUUUCUCACUGGUACCCCGCCAGUAUACCAUUAGCGCAGGUGGGGUAAACCAUUCCAUUAUAAAAAAAAAUCCUAACUGCAGUUGCUAAUCUGCGUACUAAAAGUGGUGAAUUCUGUCAAAACUCCCCUUAUGGGGAAGCUUUAUGUUCAACAGUGAAGGCUGAAAUAACUACAUUAUACAUGAAGCUACAUGGAAACAAUGACACCCUUCGUCCGUGUUAUCCACGAAGCAGAUUUAGAAACGGAAUACAAGUAUCCGAGGAGAGAAUCGUACGUGCCAAGCGGUGCGCUGUGGGCCAUAGUGCUGUCCGUACCAUUCACACUGUCUCUACUGGCGUGGGCGGUUUGCAAUGAUUGCAAUGAUGCGUUAGAGAUUCUACUGGCGUGGUCGUUAGCACUAGGCAUAAACGGAGUUCUAACUGAUUCCGUAAAAUUAAUAGCAGGCCGUCCGCGACCGGAUUUCUUCUACCGCUGCUUCCCGGACGGUGUGGAGCGACCAGACCUGCAAUGUACAGGCGACCCCCUCGACAUAAUGGAGGGCAGGAAGUCCUUCCCCAGUGGACACAGUAGCUUGUCGUUCUGCUCGCUGGGCGUGGCGGCGGCGUGGGCGUGCGGGCGGCUGCGCGCGCUGGGCCGGCGCCGCGGCAGCAGCGCGCGCCUGCUCGCCAGCCUGGCGCCGCUCGCGCUCGCCGCCGCCGUCGCGCUCUCCAGGACCUGCGACUACCACCACCACUGGCAGGAUGUGCUAGUGGGCUCUAUCCUUGGCUACACAACGGCGAUAUUUUGUUACCGCCAGUACUAUAACCCGCUCAGCAGCGACCUGGCCGGCGUCCCAUACGUGGUGUCCAACUUGAACUUGGCCAAGUACGUGAGUGGGAAACCCGACGUCAGCCCAGUGAAGGGCGACGGCAAAGAAUUGGAAUCGACGCCGCUACUUAACGGCAGGAAAGAGGACAAGUGGAUAUAAAUGUAAAAAAUUAAUAGUAGCAUUUACGCUGCAAUAUCGGUGCGUUUACGCUACGUUAUCAGUGCGUUUACGCUACAAUAUCAAUAUGUUUACGCUGCGAUAAUUACCUUUAUACAGAGUAAACAUAACACUAAGGUAGCGUAAGCGUAAGUAACAAUUAUAUUGCGUUAUCGGAGCGUUUACGCUACGUUAUCAGUGCGUUUACGCUGCGAUAUCAUUACCUUUGUACAGAGUAAACGUAACGUGAAGGUAGCGGAAACGUAACAAUUAUAUUGCGUUAUCGGAGCGUUUACGCUACAUUUAUCAAUGCGUUUACGCUGUUUUAUCAGUGCGUUUACGCUACGUAAUCAUUACGUUUAUACAGAGUAAAUGCAACGAUAAGGUAGCGUAAGCGUAACAAUUAUGCUGCGUUACCAGUGCAUUUAUGCUGCGUAAAUACAUGUAUAUCAAUGUGUUUACGUUGCAUUAUCGUUGCGUUUACGCUGCGUUAUUGAUCUCGUUCCAAUUUACAAAGUUCCACAAAUAGUGAUAUGUCUAUAAAGUUUACUAUAAAAAAAAAUUUUAUAUUAUCAUAGAUAAAUGGUAUUCGUAAAGAUUUUUAAUACGUAUGCCGCCAUAAACAAAUAGUUACCCAUAGACACGAGAGAGAGCAUUUUUUUUUGUUUCACAUGUCAACAGUGAAGCAACGUACAAGUGUAAAACUAACUUUAAAAAAAAAUUGCAAGAAUGCUUUAUGGUACAUAAUACAGUAUUGUCAAGCAAACAGAUGACAUGAAUACGACUAGCUGUAUCCCGCGGCUUCGCCCGUGAUCGUAUAGUGACGUCGAGUAUCCUGUAAUCUUCCUCAAGACAUGAUAAAAGAAUGCACCAGAUGAAAACAUAAAAGUAAGUUCUCAUAUUCAUUUUAUACUAGUGGUCGCCACGUGGUCGAAAUUCGACCAUAACAUAUAUUGUAAUAAAUGAAUUUAUUAUGGUUAUGUUUGAUACUAUAGACAAAUAAUAUUAAAGGCAAACAAUAUCAAUCUAUUCUUUUUGAGACUUCAAUAUAUAUAUAUAUAUAUAUAUAUAUAUAUAUAUAUAUAUAUAUAUAUAUAUAUAUAUACAAAAAAAGAUUUUUUUGUACAUUCAUAAUAUAAUAUUUAUAUACAGUGUCCCAGAACUUUUAGAGCACCUAUAUAUAUAAAUGCGUAAAGUAAAAACUUUGUACCCCUUUUUACGAAAAUUGCGCGAGCAGACGAGGAUGAAACUUCGCACACUUAUAGUUUAUAUAGAAAAGGAGUACAUGGAAUGCUAUUUUUUUUUUUUAAUUAUGCAUAAAAAAUACUUGAAGUAAAAAAUAAAAUCACGAUAAUACAUUUUCAUUAAAUUCUAUUGAAAUAGUCUAUAAAUUUGUAAUUCAAGAUGGCGCGUAGUGUCAAAAGACGUUUUAGAAGCGAUCGGUUUUGUAAAACAUACUAUUGAUAAUAUAGUAAAUAUGCAUAAUUAAGAUGACAGUUUAUCCAAUAAAAGUAAAUUUGGGUAAUAUAUAGCAAUAUCUAUAUAUCGUAGUUACAAUAUCUAUACAUAUAUUGGCCCAAUAACAGAUAUAAUUAUAGGGCAUCCAAUAUAUAAUAUCGAAAAGAAGUACCCGCUCGUAAUGAAUAUAGAUAUCCGACUGGUAUGAACGAUAUCGCAAUGUGUUGCCAUCAAUGGCCAGAAGAACUCGAUAUAUAGAUAUUGGAUACUAACCAUCGCUAAAUAAAAGUCGCUACAUAUUGGAUUAAAAGUUUUAAAAGCGCGCCAUUUUUGUCACUACAUUUGUAGCUGUUAUUUUGAGGUUAUAAAUCUAAGAUUUAUUGUAAUUAUAACGAUAUUUUAUAUAUUUUUCCAAAAAUUAAGUAAAAAAAAUUAAAUAAAGAGAUUAAAUUAACAGAAAUAAAAACUAAGUAUAAAUAAUAAUAGUAAUAAUAUUAUAACAGAUUUAUAUGUAAGGAUAAUUAAAAUGGCUGACGUUUCCCGCCAUUUUUUUUAACAGGGUUCGUUGUUUUGUUACAAUAAUUUAAUACAAUUUUUUGUAUUAAAUUAUUGUAACAAAUUGGGUAUGUUCGUUUAUAAAACCAUUCCUAAUUAUGUGAUAGAUAUUGUGAAAAUGCAUUUAUAGUUGUUAAUAAAUUGAUUUUUUUAUUUAUUUAUCAAUUUCUAUGAACAAAGUUAACAUUUUCGAGCAAAAAAAAAAAAAACUAAGCAGAACAAAGGAAAAAAGUUUGCGAUUUUUUUUAGACGGUAAAAAGGCUAAAGUAUGUUAUUCAUACAGCUAUGUAUCAUUUCUUACUGUCACUAUAAGGUAAUAUUUUAAUGUACAUAUAAAUCAGUUUUAGCAGAAUGGAAUUUUAAAGAGAAAUUUAAUUAUUUAUAAUUAUAGUGUAAUCACUUUGAAGUAACAAUGUUUAGAAAAUUUUUCUAUUAUUAUAAAUUCGUAUAUUUAUAAAUAGUUAUAUCAAAUUAAAAAUAAUUAGUACAAAAAUAUAUUUUUAGUUUUUGCUGAAAUUGAAAUAAGUGAAAUUCGGUUUCAGCUAUAAAAUAAUAUUUUCGGUUUUUAUUAUGGUUUACCAUGGAAUGGCAACCUCGCUUGCGCCUUUUUUUUAAAUUUUUAUUAAUGGGUGAUAAUGGUAUGGUAACCCCGCCUGCGCUAUCGGCAUACACCGGCGGGGCACCAGUGAGGGAUGAUAGGUGAGAAUGAAGCAGGUCAGUUAGCCCAUCGUGACGAAUCUAAAAAUAAAUCAAUCACGAUGGUUUCCAGGGGGAACCACGAGGAGGUCGACCUGACAGAGUAUAUUGCUAGCAAUGGGACUACUAAUCCCCAUUACUAACAAUCCCUUCUCCCCCCGCCCCGCUUGCGCUAUCGGUAUACACUGGCGGGGCACCAGUGAGGAAUGAUAGGUGAGAAUGAAAAGGCAGGUCGGUUAACCAGUCAACCAUUAGGAUUUGCAGAAAUAAACCCUUUCCGCUCCGUUGUCGCCGUAUUUGCGACCUUAGAACGCUAACAUUAAAUCCACUAUCGCGGAUACAGCGACACGAUUGUUUUACUGACAGCGCCCUCAACACUUAGGUAAACGAAAUCUUGUGUUUAAUAUUUAUUUAUUCUUUAUUGCACAAUAAAAGUUUGUACAAGUGGCGAGCUUAAUGCCAUAUGGCAUUCUCUACCAUACAUACAUACCAUACAUAUAUCAAAACUACGAUAAACAAUAUGAGAUAUAGUAAAUAUUGAGUAACCUUUGUAUUAUGUUUCAUGGUUAUAUUAUGGUGUAACGUUGCGAAACGUAUCCCAAAGAGGGUUGACGUCAGGCAGGUGGCCGGUCGUAAAACUAAAAACCAAGUCUUUUUGUAAUAUGGACAAAAUCAUAUUACGCCGAUCCCACAUUAUUGGGAUAAGGGUAGGAAGAUGAUGAAGAUAUGGUGUAACGAUGCGUCUUGCUACAGUUUACAUCAGUAUUUUCCCAACACUUGAACAUUUCCAAAAUUUUUACGCCCCCAUACAUAAUUUUUCCCGACAAAGUUUACUUGACGACUCUAAUCGCCCGGUUGACGUUUUGGUAACGUCAAACGAAAUUAUACCUAAUAAGUAUUUACAGAUUUUUUUUUAAUUUAACUUUUUUUUUUUUGUUAAAUUUGGCACCGAUAUCUACUCGUAGCAUUGCAUUUAAAUGGUCCGGGGUAAGAGGGUUAAAAUCGCUUCGAGUCCAUUUUUAAUUACAAUUAUCAAAUUAAAAUUGCCCCCUUGUGGGGCGUGGGUCCCACGUUGGGAAACACCGGUUUACAUUAUAAUAAGUAUUAUGAGUUACUAGGCUGGAGUACAAAGUAUAGAGAGAUAUUCGGACUAAGAGUCGUGCUACAUUUUUGUACUUAAUUUAUAUAUAUAUAUAUAUAUAUAUAUAUAUAUAUAUAUAUAUAUAUAUAUAUAUAUAUAUCUGCGAUAUAUGGUUUUGUAAAGUUACAGUCUCUUUUGUAAAGUUAACAAAAAAAUUUACAUUCUAAUGUUGGUAAAACAUGGCCGAACUGUAAUGUCAUUAAAAUACCCAGUAAUUUACUUACUACACACAAAUUUAUGCGAAUAAAUUUCUUUGAAUUUUUUUUUUUAAAUUAAAUUCGUUCUCUUAAUGUAAAUAUGUACUUGUUUGUGAUCAAAAUAUACAUUGUAUGUCUUUAUAGAGUAUAUACAAAGAUGUCCAUAUCAUAUAUUUGAAAUACAUUCAUUUGAAAAAAUAUACUGGUUUUAUUUACAUAAGACAUUCUGAAAAUAAAAUGUUCUGAGCUUUUUUAAUUGGUGAUAACGACUGAGAAUCCCAUUGCAGCAAUAUACCCAACCAGGUCGACCUCCUCGCGGUUCCCCCUGGAAAGUAUCAUGGUUAAUUCCUGAUGAAUUCAUCAUGAUGGGCUAACUGGCCUGUUUCUAUUCUCAUCUAUCACCCUUCACUGGUGCUCCGCCAGCGUAUCCCGUUAACGCAGGCGGGGUUGCCAUACCAUUUUCACCCAUCAAAAAAAAAAAUGGGUGAUAACGGAACGACAAUCUCGUCUGCCCGCCUUAAUACAUUUAGUUUUUUUUUUUUAUACAACUUAGAAUGGCAAACAAGCUGACGGCUCACCUGAUGAUGAAAGUAGUAACCGUCGCCUAUAGACAUGAGCAGUACCGUGGACAUAACAGAGUAUACUGUUCCGCCCAUGAUACCCCCCAUGCGUUGCCAUUCCUGAGGACUCAGAUGUUAUUCCUCUGUACCCAGUAAAUUCACGCCAUAUUCCACCCUUCAAACCGUAACACAGCUAUAUUAGUCUAUGCUUUCUAAGGUGUCAAUAAAAAAAAAACAAAAUCAUUCCAAAUUCAAUUUAUAUAAUUAAAAAAAAAAAAACUUAUAAACUUCAUACAAGGAUUCUAUACAUUAAUAUCACAAAUCAUAUUUUAUACAUUAAUCUAUAAUUUAUCUACGUCAUUUUUAUACUUGGCACAGUUAAUAAACCAUCUUGAUAUUUAUCGAAAUGAGACAUUAUAAAGUUCCUAAUUGUAAGAUCCGUCGUGUGGUCCCGGCAUAGAAUGGACCACCCCUUACACACUCGUGGGUGUCGUUAGAAGCAACUAAAGGAAUUUAACAGUUGAGGAGUAGUUUUUUUUUUUUUUAUCAUAAUAUCUAAAUGACAUAUGUAAAACGCAUUAACAAAAAAAAAAUUCAUUUAAUUAUUGAUUCGAUUUUCAAAUCGAUUAUCCGGAUUCUCGAUUAUACGGAAUACAGCUGACUAUUUGAUUCGGAUAAUCGAGAUACUACUGUACAUCCACAAUGGGGAUUUCAUUCGAAUAAAUAAUAAUAAAAAAAAAACCGGAUGGAGUCGAAACAAUUGUUGGAAACGACAAAUAACCUAAGUUCGUUAAAUUCCCGUUGGGCAUUUACAUAGACAUUUUGUAUAUAGAUUACAGCCAUUACUUAUUAUAUAUUUAAUAAAAUUAUAUUUCACUUUUA